Molecule: messenger RNA, 518 nt
Organism: Blastomyces gilchristii SLH14081
Lineage: Eukaryota; Fungi; Ascomycota; Eurotiomycetes; Onygenales; Ajellomycetaceae
Exons: 1
Coding region: 158-361 (67 amino acids)
Source: RefSeq, a predicted model, not a curated record
CCUGGUGCGAGCUGGGUCCCAGAGAUAUUCUGCUAAAAUUCCCGUUGCGGGUUUUGUUCACCAGAUACCGAUAGACCGUCUGCCUUUGGCUUGCGUGUGGUAUGUAUGGAGCAGUGUGGUCCCAACCUAUCAUUUUCUAGGAAGCUGCCACCUAUCCAUGAAUGUUGAGCGACUAAAUGAAUGCAUCUCCAAACUGCAUAAGGGUCGGGUGCCAAGGGGAGGCCUCAAAACCAUUAAAUUUUCUAGCCUCUUCCUGGAAACUUCUUUAGAUCCAGACUGGCGGUUUUUGCUCUAUACAAGUAGUAGCAUUGAUAUAGCGUCUGCAGGCAAAAGACGGGAACAGGUAAUAAUGUGUAUGUGAUAGGUUAUAUGACGGAUGGCAGAUAUAUUGAGACAAGGCGUUCUUCUCAGAGAAAGAAGAGGAAUUAUUAGAAAGAAUUUCAGCAGAACAAAAACUCCGUUCGCUUUUAACGACCAUUUGAAAUCCAAAAAAUUUACACCAACACCUGCGAGGCCAG